This is a messenger RNA of Cephus cinctus (wheat stem sawfly), 1596 nucleotides long. RefSeq lists its product as uncharacterized. The record is from RefSeq and is a predicted model, not a curated record. Bases 734 to 1057 code for a protein of 107 amino acids. NCBI's taxonomy places the organism in Eukaryota, Metazoa, Arthropoda, Insecta, Hymenoptera, Cephidae. The transcript has 2 exons.
GAGUAUGAAUACGGGUAUAAGGCUUCUGAACAUAUGUUUCUUAUAUGUAGAAGCUUCACAGAUUGAUCCAUCAUUCAACAGACCAAUCAUACCCUUUUCAAUAUGGUUAAUUAUGGAGUCUACUUUUUUAAUAACUUCUCGGUUAACUAGCUCUUUAAGGUUCACAAUUGAGCUCAUAGGCAGAGGGGUGACGGUAGUAGGAUUCCGGUUGACUACAGGGUUUUUAGAAAGUUGUGUGGUCUGAAAGUGGCCAGCUUAAUCGAAAAAAGAGAUCGAAUUACUUUCCUGGCCUCGUCCACAACGGUAAGGCUAUGGAUACUAUCCAGGAUUGGUCUUGAAGAAACUCCACAUUUAAAUCCUGCCCCCUUAUAUGAAAUACUUUCUUCAGCCAUUACACGUGACUUGUUUUUGUAGAGCUAAGCACGGACAUCUAAAGGAAUCGGCGCGAUAAUCAUAGGCAGAGCAGUUAACGCAGUAUUGUAACGCUAAUCCAAACGUUAUCAGCAUGCCCCUCGCCGCAGUUGGCGCAUCUUAGAGAACUCCUGCAAUUAGAAGAGACGUGACCGAACCGUUAACAGGAGAAACACCAGAUAACAGAACGAAUGUAAGUUUUAAUGGGGUAUUCUACUAGUCAAAUGUUAAUGCUGUCCGGCAAGAUGUCGCCAGCAAACACCAACUUAAUAGCCGAUGAAGAAACCCUUGAAACCUUGGACCCAGAUGUAUCUAUAGUGGUAUGAAAAAUUCUUUCCAGUCUAAUGACCUCCUCAGAGUUCGAGUCCUGAGACAAAGGAACGAUACCCUCUCGGAUACAGUCAAGGGAAAGCUCAGGGUCCACGUUUCUGAUCACAUCCACUUUUGUAGUUCUAAAAUCAAGAACGUAAGCCAACCAUUCGUUACCAGAAGACUGAAUGGAGUCCACGAAGUUGUUUGCACUCAAGAAAGAGUCAAAGGGUAUCAUUAUCUGUCAUCUCAGGGAGGCAGUCGGCAGGCUCUCGCUGAAGAAUCAAGAGACAAUAAAGAAGUUAGGGAAAAGACAUAUCCGUCUCAGUCCAGGUAGGUCAAGACGGUUCCACCUGUUUAAUACAGUAGACCACACCGAUAUGAGGGCAUGAAAAAGAGACAGGAGACGACAUUACUUAGCUGCAAUUGACCUCCCAAUGAAAUCUUAGAAAUUGUGAGAUAACUCAAGAUCCUCCGAGAAGGGCAAUGUAAGGUCACAAUAGUCGGCUCCAAACUCCAGCUUCAAAAAUGACUUGGAACUCCACUCCAAUAGUAGUUCUUCCACUUCACAGUUUAGAUAGAGACAAAAAGGAUCUUUAUUUGUAGAUAAAUAAUUAAAUACUUCCACCGGCUAGAUCUUUACGCAGUAACUGUGAGGCAUCAAAUCUGUAUAUAUUGAAUAAAAUGGCCUAAGAGCCAGGAUGUAAUGGAUUAAGAAAGAACAGGCGAGACCCCGCUUUUACUGAAUCGUAUACAGGAAGCUAGACAGCGAUUUACAUCGCGCAACAGUCCGAACCCGAAUCCCCUUGUUUCUCCCCGAUACAUAUGAAAUGUACAAUAUCAUCGAAUGUAUGCAUAAUAGAAUGCAUGCGCUUC